CCUCUCCGGCGACUCGAAAUGUGCUCUCACGCCUCUGAUGGAUCAGUAAGCUUGUCUGUGCGCGUACUAAUCAUCAACAUCGAUGACAUGUAAGUUGGGAAACGAACGCACUGAUAUCGGAGGUUGUCUUUGCCGUAGUAUAAAACUGGCAGUUGAAGGUGAACUAUCCAGACACCACCAACAGUCUCACCGUAAAUCACGCAUCCAGAGCCUUUUCUAGAUCAUGCCUUCAUAUUUCAUCACUGGUACCAGUAGAGGCAUUGGUCUUGCCAUCGUCACCGAACUCCUCAAAGACCCUCAGAACUUUGUCAUUGCCUCUGCUCGCAAUCCAGGCGGGUCUAAAGGCCUUUCAGAACUUGCCUCUCAGUAUCAUUCAGAUCGCCUGACCUUGGUCACUCUCGACACAAGCGUUCCCGGGCAGAUCACUGCUGCAGCUGCUGAGGCUCAGAAGCUCCUACCGAGUGGGCUGGACUACUUAAUCAACAAUGCCGGUGUCUCUUAUCAGAACAGUGCGACCAGCACUUUUGACGAGCUGGAUAUUGAGCUAUUCGAAAAAGAGCUGUUGUUCAACACUGUCCCCAUCAUCCACAUCCUCCGCGCUUUUAAGCCCCUCGUCUUGAAGAGCGCAGAGAAGAAGGUGCUCUUCGUCACCUCCGAGCUCGGUUCCAUUGAAAUUGCUGACGCACGGCCCAACCUCGCUAACGCUUAUGGCGUCGGGAAAGCCGCGCUCAACAUGCUCGCUCGCAAGUGGGGUGCCGUCACCAAAGACGAAGGUAUUAUCUCCAUCCUCAUUCACCCGGGAUGGGUCGACACUGAGUUAGGGAAUAAUAUCGACGCUUGGAUUCAGGAACGUGUUCCUGGUUUGAAACCUAUCAGUACUCAGGAGAGUGCAAAGGGUGUGAUCAAAGUGAUCCAGGAGGCGAAGAAACAGGAUGCUGUUCCGUUUGUGAAUUACGAUGGCUCGGUUAUCCCUUGGUAGAAAGUUCGUGUAGCGGAACCUCAGGCUGGCCCAGAUCUAACGGGACAUACAGAAACGUCGUGUAUUUUUAGGAUGAGACGAUGCAUCGAAUUAGAAUCGAAUGCACAGGAUGCAGUCACUAGUCCUUCACCGAAAGUACUGAAAUUGCCAAGGUGUAAGGUCAUUACCAUAGUGCUUUCGAGCGAGUCCCUUUCGUUCCCGCGACGUUAAUCUGCAGCUUCCAUUUAAUUGUCAAGGCCUUCCAAAUUCUCCCAAGUUUGCAUGUAGUUUUGCUGAUGUAUACAAGUCCAACGAGGAACAAGGAAUCAUCAAAGAAUCAAC
This is a messenger RNA of Somion occarium, 1300 nucleotides long. The record is from the annotation of a GenBank genome assembly. Lineage: Eukaryota; Fungi; Basidiomycota; Agaricomycetes; Polyporales; Cerrenaceae.